AUGUCUCAACAAUCACAAAAAUAUAUUUUUAUUGAUACAAUUCAGGAUCCUGAAUCUUUGAUCCAGGAAAUCAAAGAGUUAGCUUCGAAGUUGAAAUACUCAUUCGCAUUGCCAAUUGAAGAGCUCAUGAUCCCAAACAGUUCUACUCCUCAAAAUUCCUUCUUUAUGUUUAAGAGGGACCAGAUGGCAAGGUUAGCAGGGACGGAAAAUCUUAAAACCAAUUAUUAUGAGUAUAAGCAGCUCUUUGAGCUGUUAUAUAAGCUUCAAGUCAUGUAUCGUGACAAUACUCCAUCAACCUCUAUAAACUCACCAACUACCAACGAUUUAUCUAACGAAUUUGAAAGGACUAUAGACAAUUUUAUUCAGAAUGAUCCCGAAAUUAAUAGUAUACUGUAA
This is a messenger RNA of Rhizophagus irregularis DAOM 181602=DAOM 197198, 396 nucleotides long. RefSeq lists its product as uncharacterized. Lineage: Eukaryota; Fungi; Glomeromycota; Glomeromycetes; Glomerales; Glomeraceae. The record is from RefSeq and is a predicted model, not a curated record.